AUGGCACCGCCGCAUCCCCUAGACCCCCUCUCGUCGGCCGAGAUCGAAAAGGCCAUCGCCGUCGUCAAAGAGGCACACGGCCACGUCUUCUUCAACGUCGUCUCCCUCCACGAGCCCCGCAAGGCCGAGUUGACCAGAUGGCUCGCCUCGCCCUCCACGACGCCCCUCCCACGCCGCAUUGCCGAUGUUGUGGUGAUCGCCAAGGGCGGCAAGGUAUACGAUGGUCUCGUUGAUAUCGCCUCUGGCGCAAUCACCAAGUGGGAGCUCAUGGAGGGCGUGCAGCCGAUUAUCACAAUGGAAGAGCUGCAGCUCGUCGAACACAUCUGCCGCACCGACCCCAAGGUCAUAGAGCAGUGUGAGAUCUCCGGGAUCCCCGCCUCCGACAUGCACAAGGUCUACUGCGACCCGUGGACCAUCGGCUACGACGAGCGCCACGGCAACACCGUCCGCCUCCAGCAGGCCCUCAUGUACUACCGCCCGGACCCGGACACCUGCCAGUACCAGUACCCGCUCGACUUCUGCCCCAUCUACGACGCCGACAAGCAGGCCAUCGUCGCCAUCGACGUGCCCAACGUCCGCCGCCCGCUCAGCAAGGCCGCGCCCAUCGACUACCACCCGGCCGCCGUCGAGCGCCAGGGCGGCUACCGCCGCGACCUGAAGCCCAUCAAUAUCACCCAGCCGCAGGGCGUCUCGUUCAGCAUGUCCGGGCGCGAGAUCGAGUGGCAGAACUGGCGCUUCCACAUCGGCUUCAACUACCGCGAGGGCAUCGUCCUCAGCAACAUCACCUUCAACGACAAGGGCAACGUGCGGCCCGUCUUCUACCGCCUGUCGCUGGCCGAGAUGGUCGUGCCCUACGGAAACCCGGAGCACCCCCACCAGCGCAAGCACGCCUUCGACCUGGGCGAGUACGGCGCCGGCUACAUGACCAACAGCCUGUCGCUGGGCUGCGACUGCAAGGGCGAGAUCCACUACCUCGACGCCGAGUUCCCGACCCGCGCCGGCGGCGUGCGCACCAUCAAGAACGCCAUCUGCAUCCACGAGGAGGACAGCGGCAUCCUCUUCAAGCACAGCGACUUCCGGGACGACUCGGUGAUUGUCACGCGCGGCCGCAAGCUCGUCAUCCAGCAGAUCUUCACCGCCGCCAACUACGAAUACGUCAUCCAAUGGGUCUUCCACCAAGACGGAACAAUCCAGCCAGAGGUGAAGCUGACGGGAAUCCUCAACACUUACUCCAUCAACCCCGGCGAGGACACAAAGGGCUGGGGCACGCAGGUGUACCCGGGCGUCAACGCGCACAACCACCAGCACCUCUUCUGCCUGCGCAUCGACGCCAACGUCGACGGGCCGCGCAACACCGUCUUCGCCGUCGACGCCGUGGCCUCCGACGCGCCCGUCGGCUCCCCGGAGAACUUCUACGGCAACGCCUUCUACGCGCGCCGCACCAAGCUCGACACCACGGGCAAGGCCCGCACCGACUACGACGCCUCCACGAGCCGCACCUGGGAGAUCGCCAACACGGACAAGCUGCACCCCUACAGCGGCAAGCCGGUGUCGUACAAGCUCGUCAGCAGGGAGGUGCCGGGUCUGCUGCCCAAGGAGGGUUCCCUCGUGUGGAAGCGCGCCGGGUUCGCGAGGCACGCGGUCCACGUCACAAAGUACCGCGACGACGAGCUCUGGCCCGCGGGCCGCCACGUCCCGCAGACCUCGGGCGAGCCCUCGCGCGGCCUCCCCGAGUGGAUCGGCGACGGCUCCGAGAACAUCGAGCAGGAGGACAUCGUCCUCUGGCACACCUUUGGCGUCACGCACAUCCCGUCCCCGGAAGACUUCCCCGUGAUGCCGAGGGAGGACAUGACGCUGCUGCUGCGGCCGCGCAACUUCUUCGCCAGCAACCCCGUCCUCGACGUGCCGCCCAGCUACUGCAGCACCCCGAGCCAGGUCGCCGCCGGGAACAAGGGCGUCCUGGACGCGACGGACAGGGUCAGCAAGCUGGCCUUCUCCGAGCCGGCCGGGUCGUGCUGCGCGCCGGGGAAGAGUAAGCUGUGA
Molecule: messenger RNA, 2043 nt
Organism: Colletotrichum graminicola M1.001
Lineage: Eukaryota; Fungi; Ascomycota; Sordariomycetes; Glomerellales; Glomerellaceae
Product: copper amine oxidase
Exons: 4
Coding region: 1-2043 (680 amino acids)
Biological process (GO): amine metabolic process
Molecular function (GO): quinone binding; primary methylamine oxidase activity; copper ion binding
Source: RefSeq, a predicted model, not a curated record